This is a messenger RNA of Juglans microcarpa x Juglans regia, 1107 nucleotides long. RefSeq lists its product as uncharacterized. The coding region runs from base 88 to 783 and encodes 231 amino acids. Lineage: Eukaryota; Viridiplantae; Streptophyta; Magnoliopsida; Fagales; Juglandaceae. The transcript has 5 exons. The record is from RefSeq and is a predicted model, not a curated record. Gene Ontology annotation, molecular function: aminoacyl-tRNA deacylase activity.
UUUUAUCAUCGUAAAUGAUUGGAAAUAGAGACUCAUUGACCCAGAGGCAGAAGGAGAGACGGGAGAGGGGAGUGCUAGCAGAACUCAAUGGAAAAGGCGGUAGAAGAGCUAGAGCGAGUGCAAACCCAGAUCCUCCAUCGCAUCUCAAAACUUGAGCUCUCUUUCUCAUCCCAUGACCUCUCUGCAUCUUCCCUCCUCGCUCCUCUUCCCUUCUCCCACGCUGUGUGCGACACCCAAGCUCGCCUCUCCUCCAUCCUCCGUGCCAACGGCGUCAACGACUUCUCCUUCAAAAAGGUCCCUUCCGAUUACUACGAUUGGCCCCUCGAAUCACGAAGAGACGCCCUCGCCGCACCCACCAUUCAACAUCUCUGCAAAAGCAUCGUCUUGGUUAACACUCAAGCCCAGUCAAAUGUAAUUGAUUGCAGCGAUCGAAACAAUUCAAAAUAUUAUGUUGUUGUCGUUCAGUAUACUGCUCGAUUCAAUGCUGAAACUGUUAAAAACUUUCUGUAUUCACUCAACAACGGAAAGAUAGCUAAAAAGAAAUUCAACAUGAGGCUUGCUCCUGAGGAGACGUCAGUGGAGCUAACUGGAUAUGAACACAAUGCAGUGACAUGUAUUGGCAUGAAAACAGAAAUUCCGGUGAUUUUGGAUGAAGCAAUUGUAAAACUUCACCCUGAUUUCUUCUGGUUGGGUGGUGGGGAGAUUGAUCUCAAGCUAGGGAUCAGGACCUCUGAAUUUAUCGACUAUGUGAAACCUUUCAUCGUCAACUGCAGUAGCAGUUGAUUACCUGAGAUGGAACCAUUAUCAAACUCAUUAGAGCACAAGUAAUCUUGGAUGACUGCCCAGUGGAGUCUGAAGCAGGCCAUUCUUCAGCUGCUGUUAAAAAUCCAUUGAUUUUUGCAUGUCACCCAUUUUUGGUGCAGUGAAAAUUUUGCUUUUCGAAGCAGGUGUUCUUUCUAAUGAUUUUCUGGAACAUGAUGAAAGCUGCAUCUGUACUUAUCAUAAAGAUGACGACAAAUUUAUUUAGAAUUGAAUUGCAUUGUAAAGUUAAGUUGGAGACAUUUCUAAUGAUUUUCAAUAUAUUAUUUCAAUUGUCAUGGGGCAGCA